AUGGGAAGAACUAGUCUUGGCCGACCCGGAAAAUACACGGCGCAUGAGACACGGCGCAUGGGCCAUGGCACAUGGGCCACGGCACAUGGGCCACGGCACAUGGGCCACGGCACAUGGGCCACGGCACAUGGGCCACGGCACAUGGGCCACGGCACAUGGGCCACGGCACAUGGGCCACGGCACAUGGGCCACGGCACAUGGGCCACGGCGCAUGGGCCACGGCACAUGGGCCACGGCACAUGGGCCACGGCACAUGGGCCACGGCACAUGGGCCACGGCACAUGGGCCACGGCACAUGGGCCACGGCACAUGGGCCACGGCACAUGGGCCACGGCACAUGGGCCACGGCACAUGGGCCACGGCACAUGGGCCACGGCACAUGGGCCACGGCACAUGGGCCACGGCACAUGGGCCACGGCACAUGGGCAACGGCACAUGGGCCACGGCACAUGGGCCACGGCACAUGGGCCACGGCACAUGGGCCACGGCUCAUGGGCCACGGCGCAUGGGCGACGGCACAUGGGCGACGGCACAUGGGCCACGGCACAUGGGCCACGGCACAUGGGCCACGGCUCAUGGGCCACGGCACAUGGGCCACGGCACAUGGGCCACGGCACAUGGGCCACGGCACAUGGGCCACGGCACAUGGGCCACGGCACAUGGGCCACGGCGCAUGGGCCACGGCACAUGGGCCACGGCACAUGGGCCACGGCACAUGGGCCACGGCACAUGGGCCACGGCACAUGGGCCACGGCGCAUGGGCCACGGCGCAUGGGCCACGGCACAUGGGCCACGGCACAUGGGCCACGGCACAUGGGCCACGGCGCAUGGGCCACGGCGCAUGGGCCACGGCACAUGGGCAACGGCACAUGGGCCACGGCACAUGGGCCACGGCACAUGGGCCACGGCGCAUGGGCCACGGCGCAUGGGCCACGGCGCAUGGGCCACGGCGCAUGGGCCACGGCUCAUGGGCCACGGCACAUGGGCCACGGCACAUGGGCCACGGCACAUGGGCCACGGCGCAUGGGCCACGGCACAUGGGCCACGGCCCAUGGGCCACGGCACAUGGGCCACGGCUCAUGGGCCACGGCACAUGGGCCACGGCACAUGGGCCACGGCACAUGGGCCACGGCACAUGGGCCACGGCACAUGGGCCACGGCACAUGGGCCACGGCACAUGGGCCACGGCGCAUGGGCCACGGCACAUGGGCCACGGCACAUGGGCCACGGCACAUGGGCCACGGCACAUGGGCCACGGCACAUGGGCCACGGCACAUGGGCCACGGCACAUGGGCCACGGCACAUGGGCCACGGCUCAUGGGCCACGGCGCAUGGGCCACGGCGCAUGGGCCACGGCGCAUGGGCCACGGCACAUGGAACUUGGGGAAUUGA
Molecule: messenger RNA, 1392 nt
Organism: Closterium sp. Naga37s-1
Lineage: Eukaryota; Viridiplantae; Streptophyta; Zygnematophyceae; Desmidiales; Closteriaceae
Source: the annotation of a GenBank genome assembly